AUGAUAAAUAGAUUCAUUAGAUCAACUAUCAUAUCACAACAACCUAAAUCAAUUUAUACUUCUUUUACUUCAUCUUCAUCUUCAUCUUCUUCAUCAUCAUCUUUUUCUUUUAAUAACAAAUCAAUUUUAAAUUAUAUUUCUAGAAAGAUGUCUACUACUACUACUACUUUUACUUUACCAAAUCAAAUGAAAGCAGUCAGAAUACAUCGUACGGGAGGAGCAGAUGUAUUACAAUAUGAAGAUGUCAAUUUACCAACGAUCAAGGACAAUGAAGUAUUGGUAAAGAAUGAAUCGAUUGGUAUUAAUUUCAUUGAUACUUAUCAUCGUACUGGAUUGUACACUCUACCAUUACCAUCAACACUCGGACGCGAGGGUGCUGGUACAGUGGUGCAAGUUGGAGCAUCGAUCAAAACACUCCAGAUUGGUGAUAGAGUCACCUAUUUUUCACCGGGCUCUUAUGCUCAAUACACUGCCGUGCCAAUCGCAGUGUGUCACCAUAUCGAUGCAUCGUUGGAUGCUCAGACAGCUGCUGCAUUCACUCUGCAAGGUUUGACGGGCCACUAUUUGGUGAGAUCGACCUUUGCACUCGCCGCCAACCACACAUGUCUUAUUCACGCAGGUGCUGGUGGUCUCGGCCAAGUACUUAUCCAGAUGGCCAAGAUUAUUGGUGCACGUGUCAUUACAACCGUAUCGUCCAAGGAAAAGGAAGAGUUGGUGUUGGCAUUGGGUGCCGACCACGUCAUCAACUACAGCUCGACACCAGACUUUAGCGAGCAGGUCAAGAAGCUAGCCAACGACGGCAAGGGUGUCGACGUUGUCUAUGACGGUGUCGGACAAGCCACUUGGCAACAAAGUCUAAAGUCACUCCGUCCACUUGGUUAUCUCUGUUUGGUCGGUAAUGCCUCUGGACCCGUUCCACCCAUCGAUCCAUUGAUGCUCAGUGCCAACGGAUCACUCUUUGUCACCCGUCCAACACUCGCCGACUACCUCCGUGAACCUGGAUCCAUGCAAUCUAGAUGCACCGAAAUCUUCAAAUGGGUCAGUCAAGGCAGACUCAAACUCACCUCCAAAACUGUACUCCCACUCUCACAAGCCGGCGAAGCUCAUAUUCUCCUUGAAAGUAGAAAAUCUAAAGGUAAAUUAUUAUUAGAACCUCCAACCAACUAA
Messenger RNA from Cavenderia fasciculata, 1167 nucleotides. Its product is annotated as putative quinone oxidoreductase. Gene Ontology annotation, cellular component: cytoplasm. The transcript has a single exon. Lineage: Eukaryota; Evosea; Eumycetozoa; Acytosteliales; Cavenderiaceae. The coding region runs from base 1 to 1167 and encodes 388 amino acids. The record is from RefSeq and is a predicted model, not a curated record. Gene Ontology annotation, molecular function: zinc ion binding; quinone reductase (NADPH) activity. Gene Ontology annotation, biological process: cellular response to oxidative stress.